AUGUUUGAUGCAGUUGAUGAGCUGUCCGAUGCAAGUGAGAAGGACUCUGCACAUGUCACUCCUGCUAGGGUUCCUUUAAAGCAACCUGGCUCGUCGACUGUCAAGCAUGUGAAACCUCUUCUGGGAAAGCGGUUGUUCACACAGACUCUGCCUUCGUCGAAGCCACUGGCAUGCAAGGCGCUCCUGAGAUCGGACUUGAUCAGCAGGACUAGGGCCAUCGUUCACAGCAAGUGCCGGUGUGCAAGGCGCUCCCAAUCACGCAAUUGCUUUGAACCGUUCAGAUGUCCCAAUCGCUUCACAGAAUUGGUCAAUCAUCUUCGGUACUUGGCAAAGAUGGACAAGAUGGAAGUUGAUAAGGAGGUAUGGUCAGCACUGCGGGCAUCUCAUGAUGGAUCAAAGAUUGCAAGGUUGAGCUUGCUGAGUCGUCCUGUGUGUCAGAAUGCCUUCAAGCGCUUACUUCGUUUGGGGUCAGCAAGGAUGGUGCGUUUGAUCACUUCAGUUCGCGCUGGAGAUGCCUCAUGCCCCAUGGACAUGCGAUAUGUUCCCAAGAAGUUUGGUCCCACCAUGCACUCAUCGAAACGGCAGCUUGUUCACGACUUUUUGCGUGAACUACAUCAGAGCCUGGCUGAACCUAUGCCAGAGGGGACUGGUGCUUCCAAACGACCCAGAAACUUCAAGAAGCGAGACGACAAGCAGAUGAUGCAUCGAACCAACCUGAUUGAGAAAGCACUGCCACCAGGAUCUUUCCACGAAUAUUUGUCCAUGCUCCGGAGACGCUACCCACAGCAAACGUUCAGCUAUAAGCUCUUCACUAGCGUGCUAGUUUGGGAGCACAACUUUGGGGACUUGUUGAAGCUUAGGUCGGCCUCUGCACACGUCAAAUGCAGCAUAUGCGUGCGUUACAAACUUAUGGUAAGAAAGCUUGCCCGUUGUAGCGUUGCUCGCGAGAGACAAGUCAAGUUGCUUGAAAUGCACAGGGAGAAGCAGUACCUGGAUCGUGUCACCUACUGGCACUCCCGGAACAUCGCCAGGGGCUUUUCGGGGAACGCUACACCUGAGACUGUGGUCAUGAUCUGUGAUUCAAUGGACUGCGCCAAGUACACUUGGCCCAGGGACCAGGCCCUUUACGCCAAGGAAUACAACCGCUUCAUUGCUCCCAAACUCACGGCGACAGCUAUCAUCGCACAUGGACAUGACGUAUUUCUUGCCCUUUCAUUGCCAGGUGUGCCCGCUGAUAGCAGUCGGACCAUCGACAUAGUGGCCAGGACACUUGAGAGGUUCCGGGAGCGUGGCACUGAUUUACGCAACACAGAGAUACUGAUCCAGGGCGACAACGGGCCCAAAGAAAUUAAGAACAAUGGCCUCGUCAGGUAUCUGUCGCUUUUGGUGGCACACCAAAAGAUUAGGAGGGCUGAGAUCAGGACGUUGAUGACAGGGCACACACACGAGGACAUAGACAGUUUGUUCUCAAACUUGUCUUCAGUCCUCAAACAGGGUGGACAGUGUUUGCACACGCCCCAUGACUAUGUCCGAUGUCUUCGAGACUACCUGCAACGCCCUGACGUGCGUCCAACAGAGGCCCACUCCGAUGUCCAACUUGUAGACCAAGUACGUGACUGGUUGCUCAGUGAUCGCAUUGGUAAUUUUUUGUGA
Molecule: messenger RNA, 1653 nt
Organism: Durusdinium trenchii
Lineage: Eukaryota; Dinophyceae; Suessiales; Symbiodiniaceae
Source: the annotation of a GenBank genome assembly